This is a messenger RNA of Budorcas taxicolor (takin), 1395 nucleotides long. RefSeq names its product melanoma-associated antigen B16-like. NCBI's taxonomy places the organism in Eukaryota, Metazoa, Chordata, Mammalia, Artiodactyla, Bovidae. Gene Ontology annotation, cellular component: nucleus. The transcript has 6 exons. The coding region runs from base 1 to 1395 and encodes 464 amino acids. Gene Ontology annotation, biological process: negative regulation of transcription by RNA polymerase II. The record is from RefSeq and is a predicted model, not a curated record.
AUGAUGUCCAACAUCAUCUUGAUUGGAUUCUACAGUGUGGAGGUCUGCCAUGUGAUGGGCUACAGUGCUAAAUUAUGGGAAAAGGGGGUAAUUUUUAAAUGCUUCUUGGCAAUUGAUUACCCAUAUGGAAGCAAAGAAUACAAUGGGAAUCAUACGGAAGCAAAUUUCAGGGUCGGCGCUCGUCUGCUGACUGAGCCAGUGGCGCUCGGCGAUGCAGUGGCUUCGCUCCCAGGUUCACGGGUUGAAUUCUGGCCUUUCUGCACCUCCGUACCUCUGAGCUCUGAGCGAGAACUCGUGCAGCUGCGAAGACCAGACCUUCUUCACCUGCGCAGUUUAAAGAGAGCAGGUAGUCAUAAUACCAGGUUCUCAGAAACAGAGAAGUCCUCCCCUGCAAACGCCAUCUCAGGUAGAGCCCGGGUUAGCCGACGGAAGAAGAGUGCCUCCUUCUCCUCCACUGUCACCACAGGCACCUCAUUAAGCAGAUCAACAGAGGGUUCCAGCAGCCAGGAAGAGAUGGAAAAAUCAGAUGGGGGUUCCGCUAGUCAAGAAGAGAUGGAACAAUCAUGCACUUUGCAAUCCUUGCCAGACCUUGAGAACUUGCACAUAGACCUUCUAGAUGAAAAGGUGGAACUGCUAAUCAGUUUCCUGCUGCAAAAAUAUCAAAUGAGAGAGCCGGUCACAAAGGCAGACAUGAUUGGUAAUGUUGUCAAAGAGUACAAGGAUGACUUCCUUGAGAUUCUCAGGAGUGCCUCUGAGCGCAUGGAGCUGGUCUUUGGCCUUGAUGUGAAGGAAGUAGAUCCCAUCAGCCAUAGCUAUACCCUUGCUAACAAGCUGGAUCUCACCUACAACGGAAUGCUGAGUGAUCAACAGGGCAUGCCCAGGACUGGCCUCCUGAUAAUUAUCUUGGGAGUGGUCUUCAUGAAGGGGAACUGCGCCACUGAGGAGGAAGUCUGGAAAGUGCUGAAUAUGAUGGAUAUAUAUUCUGGGAGGAAGCAUUUCAUCUUUGGGGAACCGAGAAGGCUCAUCACCAGUGAUUUGGUGAAGGAAAGGUAUCUGGAGUACCAGCAGGUGCCCACUAGUGAUCCCCCUCGCUAUGAAUUCCUGUGGGGUCCUAGAGCCCAUGCUGAAGUCAGCAAGAUGAAAUUGCUGGAGUUUUUGGCUAAGAUCCAUGGGACCAACCCCAAGAGCUUCCCAUCUCAGUACGAGGAGGCUUUGAGAGAUGAGGAAGAGCGAGCCCGAGCCAGAAUUGAAGCUGCGGCCGGCACAAGUGCCGUGGCCAGUGCAAAAGCUAAAGUAAUGACAUUUGUCAGUUCCAGGCUAAGACACACGAGAACCAGUUUGACACUUGCAUGCUUUUUCAUCUAUUUGGCAGCAAACAUGGAGAACCUGUCUUGA